CAGGCGUGCGGGUGUAAUUUACCCUAUAUAUUUAUUUUUUUGAGAAGUAUAUAUAAACAUUAAGGAAAAAGAAUAUAGGGCGGAUGGUAUGAGUAUGACAAUGGACGCAACUCAGAGUACGGCAAUGGAGUUUCUGAAACGAGCGGUUUCGGAAGUACUGAAACAUGAAUUAGAGACAGUAAAUAAAUUAGAUGAUAUGCUUCGAAGCAUUCAUCAAAUACGACGCUUAAAUCUAAUUAAUGAUGCAGUUUAUGCAGGGUCGCGGAAACAUAGUGGUGUUUAUAUCAGGACGAAAAUUGGAUAUACAUUAAAGGAGAAAAUGUGUUUUAUGAAAGGUAUCAAGUUAUACGAAAACUUAAUCACUGUUGAAAAGCUCUCUAGAUUGAAUGACUUUGUCAAUGAACUACGAGUUGCUGGUCAGAAUGGCAAACUCUCAGGGGAGACAUUCGGUUCAUAUAACCAGCAUACAAGAAAGAAUAGAGAGUUCAUUCAGUUUGGGGUUCCCAUGUUUGAGCUGAUAAAAGUAGACGAAACCAACCAAUUCCCGACAAGGUAUAUUGAGCCAAUCCCUACUCUUCUCCAAGGUCUAAUCGAGGAAGCAAUUCAGCGGAAUUGGAUUCCAAAAGAUAGGAGACCAAAUGGCUGCAUAAUUAACUUCUUUGAUGAGGGAGAAUAUUCACAUCCUUUUGUGAAACCGCCUCACUUGGACCAGCCUAUUUCCAUCUUAAUCCUCUCUGAAUCAAGAAUGGCUUUUGGUGACACGGUUUUAGGUGGUACAAGUAGAACGAUUUUAGGUGACGGCAAAGGAAAUUAUAGAAGAGGUUUCAUACUUUCUCCUCUCAAGGAAGGAUCUCUUUUAAUCUUGAACGGAAUAAGUUCAGACACAGUCCACGCGAUGUGCGCCUCACCCAACAAGAGGGUUAUCAUUACUUUCUUCAAAGUUCAGACAUAGCCUUCAAAGUUCGGAUAGCUUCGUUGAAAUUAUCGGUUUCUACAUAAUUACGUAAAAUGCACUUGAUCCAGUAUCUUUCCCAAACUAGUGUGCUAUUCAUUGCGUUAUCACCCUUGUGAUAUUUUCUGAAAUUCUAGCUAUUAUAUUCAAAUUUCUUUAUACGUUUAUGUUGCA
Messenger RNA from Erythranthe guttata (spotted monkey flower), 1126 nucleotides. NCBI's taxonomy places the organism in Eukaryota, Viridiplantae, Streptophyta, Magnoliopsida, Lamiales, Phrymaceae. The record is from RefSeq and is a predicted model, not a curated record.